CUCCCUAGCUAAUAUUUUUCCUUUUUUUUUCUUGUUUCCACUGCUCUUCACCCAGACACUUCUAAAAGUGGGUUCACUUGGUAACCUAGAGUGGGAUAAAUAGCAGGAGGGAAAUAAAGAAACGAAGGACUAGCUUUUACUAUUUUCUUGUGUGUGUGUGAGAGAGAGAGAGAGAGAGAGGAGAGAGAGAGAACAUGGGAAGAGGGAAAGUAGAGCUGAAGAGGAUAGAGAACAAGAUUAACAGGCAAGUCACAUUUGCCAAGAGGAGGAAUGGGCUUCUCAAGAAGGCCUAUGAACUCUCGGUUCUCUGUGAUGCUGAGGUUGCCCUCAUCAUCUUCUCCAAUCGUGGCAAGCUCUUUGAGUUCUGUAGCAGCUCUAGCAUGCCGAAAACUCUUGAAAGGUACCGAAAGUGCAGCUAUGGUUCACUGGAUCCCAGCCAACCUCUCAAUGAGAACCAGCAAAAUAGCUAUCAUGAAUACCUGCGGCUUAAGACAAGAGUUGAGAUCCUUCAGCGAUCUCAGAGAAACCUUCUUGGGGAUGAUUUGGCUCCAUUGAGCACAAAGGAGCUUGAGCAGCUUGAGCACCAGCUGGAGACCUCCUUGAAGCAGAUCAGAUCAAAAAAGACUCAGUUUAUGCUUGAUCAACUUGCUGAACUCCAGAGGAGGGAACAGAUGCUUGCUGAGGCUAACAAAGCUUUGAGAAGGAAGUUGGAGGAAAGUGCCGUGGCAAUGCCUCAUCAACCACCAUGGGAGGCUGCCGGCGGGCAACACAUUACUUACAGCCACCACCUUCCUCCCCAGUCCGAGGGUUUCUUCCAUCAUCUCCCUUUGGGGCUCAACUCCACGCUGCAAAUCGGAUACAAUCCAGCUGUGGGAGCCGAUGAGAUGAAUGCGAUGGCGCCUCCACAAAAUGCCGGCGCAUUCAUCCCCGAGUGGAUGCUUUAAUGGAAAUUAAGAUUCACAUUUCCUUUCGGAAUCUUCAUCUACCAUACAUAAAUAGCCUUCUUCUUCUUCUUCUUCUUCUUCUUCUUCUUCUUUUGUUGUUUUGGAUGGCUGUAAUGUAUGUAUUAAGCUACCUGCUGUAUAAGACAAUAAGAACUAGAUUUGUACAAGUCCUUUUGGAGGAGGGCAUCAACUCUUUUAACAUAUAUGUAAUGUGGGAAAUUAAGCCCUA
This is a messenger RNA of Diospyros lotus (date-plum), 1173 nucleotides long. Its product is annotated as agamous-like MADS-box protein MADS2. The record is from RefSeq and is a predicted model, not a curated record. The transcript is spliced from 8 exons. The coding region runs from base 195 to 944 and encodes 249 amino acids. NCBI's taxonomy places the organism in Eukaryota, Viridiplantae, Streptophyta, Magnoliopsida, Ericales, Ebenaceae. Gene Ontology annotation, cellular component: nucleus. Gene Ontology annotation, molecular function: DNA-binding transcription factor activity, RNA polymerase II-specific; protein dimerization activity; RNA polymerase II cis-regulatory region sequence-specific DNA binding. Gene Ontology annotation, biological process: positive regulation of transcription by RNA polymerase II.